Papaver somniferum (opium poppy) is the source of this 1200-nucleotide messenger RNA. RefSeq lists its product as uncharacterized. Gene Ontology annotation, biological process: polyamine biosynthetic process. The record is from RefSeq and is a predicted model, not a curated record. The coding region runs from base 63 to 1100 and encodes 345 amino acids. Gene Ontology annotation, molecular function: thermospermine synthase activity. NCBI's taxonomy places the organism in Eukaryota, Viridiplantae, Streptophyta, Magnoliopsida, Ranunculales, Papaveraceae. The transcript has a single exon.
UCCCUCCUUUUCAUAGAAUCACAGCGAGUGGCUACAAAAAUCGAGCUCUUGUAUCUCGCGAGAUGAUUACCAUUACUGAUUUAUGUUGUUACCAAUGCCAAAUUCAACCGUUGGUUACUCUCAAACCAUUUCACAUCUCCCGCCCCGGCAAUCCCUUGAAAAACGUUAAGAAGCUCAGAUUCUCACUUAAUCAGAAGAGGAAUGUUGCUAUUGAAGCAUCAAAUACGAAUUCGCGGAAACGAUACGCACCAAAUGAUCGAAAGAAAAGAGAAGAAAAGCCGGUAGAAGAAGGAAUUCCGAUUGAUCAAGUUAAAACCCUAGUCAAAUUUAAAUCAAGAUACAAUUACAUUCGUGUUAUAGAAGUAUCGAGAAGAGCUGAUCAUCCAUUUGCAGGUUCAAGAUUACUUCUAUUAGACGCACCAGGAAACAUCCACAGUGUAUCAUUCAUUUUCAAAUUACUCACAGAAACAUAUUUCGAUGUUUUUGCUACAUUCCCCCCAAUUUUGCCUCCAGGAGGAGGUCCAUUAGGAAUUCUAGGGUUUGGAGCUGGUUCAGCUGCAAGAAUCAUUUUGAAAUUAUAUCCAGAAGUCAUAAUUCAUGGAUGGGAACUCGAUCCAUCUGUUAUUUCAGUAGGUAGAGAGUAUUUUAGUCUUUUGAAGCUCGAGAACGAUAACCCAGAUCGGCUUUUUAUUAACAUUGGUGAUGCUUUAAAUGCUAGUGUUAGAGAUGGUUUCUCAGGGAUUUUGGUUGAUUUGUUCUGUAAAGGGAGUGUGAUUCCUCAACUUCAAGAUUCAACAACUUGGGAGAAACUGAAAGCUAGUUUGAGGAAAGGGGGGAGGAUUAUGGUUAAUGUUGGAGGGAGCUGUAUUGAAGCUGAAGAUUCCAGUAUCGAUGGGAAAAUGGUUAUGGAAAAGACGUUGAAUGCUAUGUAUAAAGUUUUUCCGGGGAAAAUUUUUGUUUUGAGUCUUGGGAGGAGGAAAGAAGAUAGUUCAAUUGCUUUAACCGGUGAUUUACCUCAUCUGGAUUCAUGGAGAUUACUGUUACCGGCUUCACUGAGAGGUUAUGUCAAAAUGUGGACUCCUUUUAAUGGGGUACAAUGAAUUAGUUUUAUAUAGUGGAAGAUUGUAGUCAUUGUUUCAUUUGAUAGAAUUGAACGAAAAAUAUAUUCAAAUUUAAUGCUAGUCCAAUUGUGUUGUGUAA